Messenger RNA from Phyllostomus discolor (pale spear-nosed bat), 1200 nucleotides. RefSeq names its product germinal center associated signaling and motility like (gene GCSAML). Bases 154 to 492 code for a protein of 112 amino acids. Lineage: Eukaryota; Metazoa; Chordata; Mammalia; Chiroptera; Phyllostomidae. Gene Ontology annotation, biological process: regulation of B cell receptor signaling pathway; regulation of lymphocyte migration. The transcript has 4 exons. The record is from RefSeq and is a predicted model, not a curated record.
AACACACCCAUCCCCUGGGCUGGUGGUUGGCAGGAGCACAAGCCAGUGGUCAGAUGCCACAUCCGGCCCGCGUUGUGCUUUUCGUUGCUUUGGUCGAGACCACCCAAAGUGGAGUGCAACUCAGGAGCUGAGAGGCCGAGUCGUGCUGGCAGGAUGGGAAAUUGUCUCCUGAGAAAAGUCCGGCAGGAAGCGACUCCAGUUGAGAGAGAAAAUCGAAGUCAAGAUAAGAAAAGUAAAGAAGUUUCAUCCACUUCUAAUCAGGGAGCUCAGCACAGUGCGGGUUCUGACGAAGUGUGCUACACCAUCAUCAGCCACAGGCCCUCCUUGAGCUCCAGCGAAGGUGGCUACGAGAACAUCGACGCUGUCACAAAGAGAGUGAAAGCCCAGAACGAAGAGCCAGAAACCGAAUACACGCUCCUGAGGGCCAUGCGCACCUCCAGGCGGCCCUCCUACACCCUCGAGCACGAUUAUGAACUUGUGCUGCCCCAGUAGGCCCCUCGCACCCCAUUAUGGCCUCUGGGGAGGUCUCUCGACGCUCAGCUCACAGAACACCCACUUCGCCAGGGUUGAGAAAUGGUACCCUUCUACCACGCGGCCUUGGGAGACCCUUCAACAUGGCCCCACUGAGUCUGUGCGAAGCCAGGUACUGUGACACUAUAAAGUGUUCUCCGCCUUUUUGUCUGUGAGGUUUGAGGAUGUGGAGAUGGUGGGGCACCUUUCUAGGACAAUAAUCACCCACCGGUAUGUGACCCAGAACAUGCCAUUCCAAUCACUGUCUCCAAAUUUCAAAUGCCAACAUUUUCAUUCCUAAGUAUAUAUUUUAUUUCUGAUGUGUAAACUGCUCAAUAAACUUUUAAAAUAUAAGGCCAGUGAUGAGAUCCUUUGCUAAGCUGAUACUUCCGUUUUGCCUUUUCUAUGUGUGUGAAAUUUUAUUUGUGGUAAUGUUUCAAGAAUCGACAGUGAUUGGUAACUGGGUUUCGUGAGAAGAGAAGCUGAGCAUGCCAUUCAUUGAAAAAGAAGUGCCUCAGGCUUAGCUGUCUGCUGUCUUUCUUUCAAUAGUAAAUAGAAUGAUUUUGUUCAUAUAUCAGUAAAAAACAAAAGUGACCUUGUACGUGUAGCUCUGCUCACAAUGUACUGGGGAAUUAAUUACCCAGGAACUACCUAUGGUUAGUUACUUCUGCUAAAGAAGGAGUCAUGUCU